Molecule: messenger RNA, 2403 nt
Organism: Panthera uncia (snow leopard)
Lineage: Eukaryota; Metazoa; Chordata; Mammalia; Carnivora; Felidae
Gene: RSPH4A
Product: radial spoke head component 4A
Exons: 6
Coding region: 236-2398 (720 amino acids)
Biological process (GO): cilium movement involved in cell motility; cilium assembly; axoneme assembly
Cellular component (GO): axoneme; radial spoke
Source: RefSeq, a predicted model, not a curated record
GAUUUUAAUUUUACUUGGUCUCCUCCCUAGAAUCCUGGCAACUGGUGUGCAUUGUUUCUCUUAGAGGAGGAACCCUUGCUUGCCUGGGUUGCUAAGGAGAUGGGACGCUGUAACUUGCUGAGCAGUUGGGACCCUGAAAUCCUUUAACUGACCUCAGCAAAGCGACUGCCCUUCGUUGCCUCUUUCCAUAUCUGCACUCCUCCUUCAUCCAGAAUUUUUUUUCUUGACUCUUUCCAUGGAAGACUCGACGUCCCCGAAGCGAGAAAAAGCAAACCAAGAUCCGAGGGAAGCAGGGCAGCCAUGGGAAGAAGUAACAGCAGCUUCUUCCCAAGGUCUUGAGUCUGGGUUAUCUGAGCCCUUGGAAUUGGAGCAGGGGCUGGAAACUGGACCCCGACCCAGAAGCCCUCCUCAGAGCCCACAGUCCAGAGCCAGCAUCCCUCUGGAUGACCUCACAGGACCAGGUGCAUCAUAUCCACCUUCCCCUCCACAGGAGGCCUCUUACACUCCUUCUCCCCCGGCUCUGGCCAGACAGGACCUUGCAGCGCCAUGGCAGUCAGACAAAACCACUAGUGUGAAUCGCGAAGCUGGGACACCUCACUUCCACCAUUUGGAACAAUCGUCUGAUAAAGGAGAAUCGACUGCUUCUCACACAUUCCAAUCAGAGGGAAGCACCUUCCGACAGUCUCAGCAAACCAAACAUCACCUGUGUGGACCAGAGGAUGUGAACUAUAACAACUCUAAACAAAAAGAGCUGAGAUUUAACAUCUUUCAGGACGAAGACUCAAACAGUAACUAUGAUCUGGAUUACGCUGAACCUGGGGUCUCUGAACUGGCCCCCAGCAUGCUUGAGAUCACCAUUCAGAGUGCUAAGGCUUACCUACAGAAGACUAGUAGCAAGUCUGGCUUAAAUUUGUAUGAUCAUCUUUCUGAUAUGCUCGCCAAGGUCUUAGAUGAGCGUCCGGAAAAUGCUGUGGAUAUCAUUGAAAGUAUCAGCCAAGAUGUGAAGAUGCGACAUUUUAGGAAAAAAUUAGAUACACUCCAAAAUGAGAAUGAGAUGCUUCCAACAUAUGAGAUAACAGAGAAGCAAAGGGCUCUUUUUCUCCAGGGAAAUUUGGAAGGAGCUGACCAAGAACUAGAAGAUGAAAUAGCAGAAAACGCUCUCCCAAAUGUAAUGGAGUCAGCUUUUUAUUUUGAACAAGCUGGAGUUGGUUUGGGCACAGAUGAGACUUAUCGCAUAUUUCUUGCCCUCAAGCAGCUUACUGACACCCACCCCAUCCAAAGAUGUCGUUUCUGGGGCAAGAUCUUGGGUCUGGAAAUGAAUUAUAUUGUAGCUGAAGUAGAAUUCCGUGAGGGAGAGGAUGAAGAGGAUGUGGAAGAGGAAGAUGUAACUGAAGAGAGGGACGAUGCAGAUAGCGAAGCUGAUGAAGAUGACGAAGACCAAUUACCAAGGACCUUUUACAAGACCCCACAGGCUAUACCAAAAGAAGAAAACAGGACGGGAGCCAAUAAAUAUGUGUAUUUUGUUUGCAACGAACCAGGAAGACCAUGGGUGAAGUUACCCUCGGUUACGCCUGCACAAAUUGUUACUGCAAGAAAAAUAAAGAAAUUUUUCACUGGGCGUUUAGAUGCUCCCAUCAUAAGCUACCCACCUUUCCCGGGAAAUGAGAGCAAUUACUUACGAGCACAAAUUGCCAGAAUUUCAGCAGGGACCCACGUCAGUCCUCUGGGAUUCUAUCAGUUUGGUGAAGAGGAAGGAGAGGAGGAGGAAGAGGUAGAAGGCAGACGAGACAGCUAUGAAGAAAACCCCGAUUUUGAAGGCAUCCAAGUGAUCGAUCUCGUGGAAUCCCUAUCCAAUUGGGUUCAUCACGUGCAACACAUUCUGUCCCAGGGCCGCUGUAAUUGGUUUAACCCCAUACAAAAAAGUGAGGAGGAAGAAGAAGAGGAAGAUGAAGAAAAAGAAGAAGAGAAAGGAGAAGAGCCUGACUAUACAGAACAGGAAGUGGGGCCACCUCUUUUGACACCAAUCUCUGAAGAUUUAGAAAUCCAGAAUAUACCACCUUGGACAACACGGCUGUCCUCAAAUCUCAUUCCUCAAUAUGCUGUUGCAGUCCUUAGAUCCAACCUUUGGCCUGGGGCAUAUGCCUUUUCCAAUGGCAAAAAGUUUGAAAAUUUCUACAUAGGCUGGGGUCACAAAUAUAGUCCAGACAACUAUACACCCCCAGCUCUACCACCAGUUUACCAAGAAUACCCCAGUGGAGCAGAAAUUACAGAAAUGGAUGAUCCUACUGUGGAAGAAGAGCAGGCUUUCAGAGCUGCACAAGAAGCAGCUGUUCUUUCAGCUGAGGAAAAUGAAGAAACUGAGGAAGACGAAGAGGAGGAUGAUUAUGACCAAGAAUAAAAUUA